Messenger RNA from Planococcus citri (citrus mealybug), 1887 nucleotides. RefSeq names its product VID27-like protein. NCBI's taxonomy places the organism in Eukaryota, Metazoa, Arthropoda, Insecta, Hemiptera, Pseudococcidae. Bases 111 to 1754 code for a protein of 547 amino acids. The transcript is spliced from 5 exons. The record is from RefSeq and is a predicted model, not a curated record.
GAAUCACUUUAGAAAGUAUAUUUCAAUAUUUAUGUUCAGUUGGUGAAAGAAAUUCGAAAUUUGUUCGGGUACCAUAUAGUUACACGUUGUGAAAAGAAAACUGUUUCAAAAUGUUGACAAAGUUGGUGUUGUUGUUGUUUUGUGGCGCGUUGAUUAAUGCCAAGAGUUUGGUGCAGCGUGAUCCGCGUCUUAACAGGGAGAUUAAAGAAGGAGGAUUUGACCAUGUGAAAUUUCCGGGUGUUUUUAAAGAUUUGAUGCGAGGAUUGGAAAAUGAUGAAGUAGAGCAGGAUGGAUAUGAUAAGGUGGGUGUGAAUCCACUUGUACAGCUCAAUGAUGAUGAGUUUGAAGAAAAAAACGACGAAUUAAACGAAGAAAAUGAAGAAGAAGAAGAAGGAGAAGAAGAUGAGGAAGAAGAAGAAAACCCAAAAAAAGAAGAGAACGAAAACUCUAAAAAAAAUGGAAACGAAGUAAAUGAUGAUGAAGAUGAUGAUGAAGAGGAAGAGGAAGACGGAGCUGAUGAAAAAGACAACGAAAGUAACAAAGAAACUCAAAAUGACGAAAAGAACGAAACCCUUGACAAGAAUGAGGACGAAUCAGAUGCAGACGACGAUUCUAAUGAUUCAGAAGAUACAAAAAGCUUCCCCGAAAACGCUCCAAAACCACAACCAUCCAACGCCCUCGUCGGCAGCCAAAACUUAUACGAAGAUUCGUUCAAAUUCGCCCAAGACUACCUCGAAUCGUUGAUCUCAGCCUCCAAAAACCCCGAAACCCAAAACCUCGUCAACGUCUUCGCAAAGUUCUUAGACUUGAAAUCACUAACGAAAAAUAUCAACUUGGAAUCGCUCAUGAAGAGUUUCCCACCGCAGAAAAAAUCCUCACCAAAACACCAAUCCGAUGACAAAGAAAUAGAUUUAUUCAAAUUUGAUCAAGAUUCCUUAUUAGAGCACAUUAAAAAUUUGGAAAAUAACAAUGAAAUGGAAGAUAUGGAAUCCAGCGGUCCACAAUUCGAUUUAGAUGACCCAUCUGUUGGCAGUUUCAUGCCUCAAUCGCUCGUUAACAAGUUCAACGGUUUGCAAAAGAAUUUCCCACAAUUCGCGAAUUUCUGGAAGAAAAAUCCUGGUAACGUGAAUACCCAGAAACUCGUUCAGAAAGAUGCUAAAGUAGGUUUUGGAGGAUGGAAUAACCAAAAAAAAUUGGUAUUUGGAGAUUUAACAAAAUACGUUAAUAAGGCGGUUGAAAAAGCUCAAGCUCAACUUGAACAAAAUGGACGUGUAAUUCCUGCGAAUAAUCCUGACUUGACCAUCAACGUGAUACCUGCUGUUCCAAUAACUUUCAAACUGAAACGUGUUGAAGGAGCUAAUACGCUCGACACUUAUGGACAAUCGAAAGGCAUUCACUAUAAUAAAUUGUACGCCUUCACUCAGUAUAAAUUCACCGAAUUGAGGUAUUAUUACGAUGUGAUGAUCAAACCGUUGAAUUUAUUCACCAUUCGUAAAAGUAUUGCCAUCAUUUUGAACGACGCUCCGACUAAAAUGAGCGCUGUUGUGGAAGAAGACAACAAGAUGAAACUUUUGGGAAUGGAAUUCGUCAAUCCUGUUGUGAGUCUCGAUGUAGGCAGCCAUCGCUACGUCAAUUACGGAAUCAAUUGGUUGGUCAACGAGUACCUGCACCCAGUAGUUAAGCAAAAAUUGGUAGAAAUUGUGUCCAGAGACUCUAAAUUAUUAUUGACAAAAUAUUUACAAGAUGCUCAAUAAGAAAAUGGGUAUAAGUAGACCUACGUAUUAGGUAAUAAUUACACCUACGUAGAUCUAGCUAAUUAUAUAGGUAGAGAUUUUGUAAAGUUUAUUUAUUGAAUUUAAAAUACCGAAUUAAAAAGUUAUAAAACGA